Messenger RNA from Necator americanus (New World hookworm), 2115 nucleotides. RefSeq lists its product as uncharacterized. The transcript is spliced from 19 exons. Gene Ontology annotation, cellular component: nucleus; cytoplasm. The record is from RefSeq and is a predicted model, not a curated record. Gene Ontology annotation, biological process: regulation of DNA-templated transcription. Gene Ontology annotation, molecular function: amyloid-beta binding; transcription factor binding. The coding region runs from base 1 to 2115 and encodes 704 amino acids. NCBI's taxonomy places the organism in Eukaryota, Metazoa, Nematoda, Chromadorea, Rhabditida, Ancylostomatidae.
AUGGGUGAAGGUGCACGUGUACGGCUGGUGGACGAGUUUUCCACUAAAAAAGGUGCUGCGGGUAGUACGGGCAGAAGGAUCGACUCAAGAUCUCGUCAUAGACAACAAAGCCAGGGAUCUGACAGUGCCACCAUAAAUUUCGUCACUGAUGAUAGAGUUGGGGAUCGAAGCCGCGAGUACUCGUCAGAGUAUCGUACCGAAGCGUACGAGGACGACGGGGACGAAAUCGAAGAGGAAUACGUCGAGGAGACGCGCACAAUUAACGAACGUAUCGUGACGAAACGACACGGAUACGGUGCUGCGGCUCAGGACGAAUAUUCCACAAGGCGACAAGGUUACGGUGCUCACGACGAAUAUUCUGCACGGCGCGGGCACGAACAUCGUCGUCAAGAGCAGCAGUCGCGUCGUAGCGACAUGGCGGUCGACUACUCUUCACAGGACUUCCGUCACUCGCUCGCUGCAAUUGAUGCAGCAGCACGGGAUGGAGUUGUAUCUCGCGAUGGUGUUCGCGUACGUCAGCACGGUGAUACUACGAUUAUGACAGAGCAUAGAGAUCCGUAUUCUUUCUACUGGCAAUUAGAUCAACAUCGUCGACGUUCUGAAUCUCCGAAACGCCGACCGCCGCCGACCGAUUAUGUGAUAGAUGAGGAGGAGGUAGUAGAAACCGUCCUUUCUCCCGAAUCCCACGACUCUGGAGUAGCAUUCGAAAAUCAGUAUAGCAGGCCGCUGCGAGUGACUCCACCAGCGCCACCACCACCACCACCUCAAAUAAUCGAAGAAGAACAUAGGCCACUGCCUCCUGGUUGGGAAAAGCAUCAAGAUCCAUCUGGGUUCUCAUACUACUGGCACGUAGACAGUGGAACGAUCCAGCGUGAACCACCGCGUGCGCAGACACCUCCACGCAGUCCAUCACCACCACCACCUGUUUAUUCUAGGACAACGCACAGUCGAGAGACACAAGCAGACGCCCCACUCCCACCACAGGUGAUUCAACUGCCGCCCCAACAACCAGUCAUCGAAGAACAUGCGUUCAAACAAACUACCACAAAGCGGCGUAUUGAAAACGAUCAGGAGAGUGAAGGAGAGGAGUAUGGAUACAGGAAGCCAAUACGAUUUGCUGUGCGCUCACUUGGUUGGACAGAGAUUCCUGAGGAGGAUUUAACAGCUGAAAGGAGCUCAAGGGCAGUGAACAGGGCUAUCGUGGAUCUGUCCACAGGCCGCAACGACGUCAUGGAUAAUGUGAGCAAAUGGGGUGAUGGUCGUGAAUUGAUCAUGGAACUAGACGAUAAUGAACUGACACUUAUUGAUCCCGACACGAUGACAGUCGUACAUUCGGAGAAGAUUCAUCAGAUUCGUGUAUGGGGCGUUGGAAGGGAUAAUGGACGAGAUUUCGCCUAUGUGGCUCGUGAUCGCAAUUCACGUCGUUUUAUGUGUCAUGUGUUCCGCUGCGACACACCAGCGAAAACUAUAGCCAAUACCCUAAGAGAUAUCUGUAAACGGCUAAUGAUGCAUAGAAGGCCAACAAGUUUACAUGCAAUCGAUGCGGUGCCGGAAAGGCGGGUAAUUCGAACUGAUGGGUUACCUACGCCGAAUGAGGAGCCGAAAAAAGUUAUAAGAUGUCAUUUCCUCGGAGUGACUCAAGUGCCACGUGCGACUGGAAUAGAAAUUUUGAAUGAAGCAGUUGAUAGGCUUGUUUCGCAGGUCCGACCAGAGCGCUGGAUAUUAGCUGAUGUCUCGAUUGCCCCCUCAACGAUAACCAUAGCAGAAGUAGGAGGCGGUCAAAUAGCACAAUGUCGCGUACGGUACCUAUCAUUCUUAGGUAUCGGUCGAGAUGUGAAACAUUGUGCGUUCAUCAUGCAUACAUCGUCCGAGAAUUUUAUGUGCUACGUUUUUCACGUGGAACCGUCGGCAGCUGCUAUGGCUAAGACAAUCGAAGCUGCUUGUAAAUUACGCUAUCAAAAGGUGUUAGAUGCUCAUGCUGGACGAGCUCCUUCUCAUAUGAAUCAUCAUCAUGACACUCCGUCAAUCGGCAAGGGAUGGACCGACUCGCUGCGUGAUGUGUUCGGCUCGGUGACGCAACGAAUUGUACCUUCUCGGUCGCUACAAAGCAUAUAA